Messenger RNA from Phycodurus eques (leafy seadragon), 4365 nucleotides. RefSeq names its product cyclin G2 (gene ccng2). Gene Ontology annotation, biological process: regulation of cyclin-dependent protein serine/threonine kinase activity; mitotic cell cycle phase transition. Gene Ontology annotation, molecular function: cyclin-dependent protein serine/threonine kinase regulator activity. NCBI's taxonomy places the organism in Eukaryota, Metazoa, Chordata, Actinopteri, Syngnathiformes, Syngnathidae. Gene Ontology annotation, cellular component: nucleus; cytoplasm; cyclin-dependent protein kinase holoenzyme complex. The record is from RefSeq and is a predicted model, not a curated record.
CCCAGAGCCUUACCUCCCCUGCGAAGCGGAGAAAACCGCGGUUGGAUUUCAUCCGGUCGACUCAGUUCCGAGAUAAGUAAAGUCAGGGAAAUCGGGGACCCGUUUUUGGCUCAGUCGUCCAUCUUGGCUUCCGUUGGGGGGUGUUAUUGUGAAAUAUAAAUAAUAAAUUUGGGGAAAGUAGACAGCUAGUGUCCACUUCCGAGGAGGGGACUGGGGGAAGAGAGAAGGAAACAAACUCCGCCUACCUCUUGGCCCAGGCCAAGGGGAAAAGAAACAAAGUCGACUCUCCCCAGACACUUUUAAUGUAUCAUCGUGUGAAUUUAUCUUUUAAAGCUCUCCUCUUUAUUUAGCGGUAGGUGUAUUGAAGCAAUUGUAAAAUAAUAAUAAUACAAUUUUAAAAAAACUUUACGUCAAGAAUAUAUGCGCACAGUCGAACGCAAACCACGAGAUAAAUGAGGGUUAAUGGGUGUGCUUGACAGUGUAACAUAUCCGUAAAGUAAAUAUUGUAUUUUGUAACAUGAGAACGCACGUUUCCACGCCAUCUUCUGCGCUGUAUGCUACUAAUCUGAUUUGGAUCGUUUUUAUUGAGUUUGUCUAUGCGCUGCCAUCACAACCUACAUUGAAUUGGACUGAGAAGCAACAUUUUUGUCGAGAUGCCUUCGAUGUUACCCAAAACCAUUACGUAAAGCCAUGUUUGCGUCAGGAGCCUGUCGGUCAAGAGCCAAUCAAAGAAGCCUAUUUUGGGCGGACUAUUUGAACGUGACAAAGUGCAGCUCGUUGAUUGGCUAAUAGAAACGUCAAUCUGGAGACAGUCGUCUUUUGUUCAAGGUCGGUGAUAGUUGUAUUUCAAUUCCAGGGGUAGUUUUCGUCAAGGUGAUAAUAUACUGAUACCAUCAUCUACCGUGGUAUCAUGUUCAUGAUUAUGUUAUGACGUAAGUCUAAAUACAACUAUGACAACGUCCACUUGAAUGUUUUUUUUUGUUCCGCUACGACCAGAGGCGAGUUCUAUUCUUAUAGCAAUUCCAUGAUUGGGUGUUCUCCUGUGACGUCAUUAGAUGGGCGUAUGUGUUAGCAACAUCAACAAAGAGCAAAACGAGAAAAGAAAGAGAAUGAGGACUGACUGACUGCAGGAAAACCAGAAGGAAUACAACAGAUAUGUGGAUAUAAUUUGCCGCAACAGUGAGAAGACUUGAGUGCCAGCUGAGACAUGGAUGCCUUCAAACUGAUGAAGGAGCUGCGGGCAAACUAUGAGCUGGAGGUCUAUUAUCUCCCGAAGGAGACAGGCCUGAGUCUCAUUGAGUCCACUAAUCAGAACGAUGGGCGGAUCUCAGCCAAGUGCAGAGAUGCCAAAGUGGAGGACUUAUGGAGCCUGACCAGCUUCUUUGGCUACACCACACAGACCUUCGUCCUGGCUGUUAACCUGCUUGACAGAUUCCUGGCCAUGAUGAGGAUCCAACCAAAGCACUUGUCCUGCGUCAGCUUGAGCUGCCUCCACAUGGCCGCCAAAGUGACGGAGGAGGAGUGCGACCUCACGUCCACGGACGAGCUCAUCCGCAUCGGACAGUGCCGCUUCAGCGUGUCCGACCUCGGCCGCAUGGAGAAGAUCAUCGCAGAUAAACUCGACUUCAAGUCCAAAUCCGUCACGGCCUUGACCUUUCUGCACCUGUACCAUCAGAUCGCACUGUCUCACUCCACAGAGAGGAAGGAGACGUUGAGCCUGGUGAAGCUGGAGGCUCAGCUUAAAGCCUGCCUGUGUCGGAUCUCCUUCUCCAAAGCUAAGCCUUCCGUCCUGGCCUUGUCCCUGCUGAGACAGGAGAUCGAAGCCAUUCAGUCGGAGGAUAAACUGGAAAUAGCCCAUCACAUCCAGAGGCACCUGAAGAUUGCAGACAGUGAACUCCUGCUGUGGCGUGGUCAAGUUGCUCAGUGCUUGUCAGACUACGCCUCGCCAGAGUGCAGCAAGCCCAAUCAUAAGAAACUCCAGUGGAUCGUGUCUCGCAGGACUGCCCAGAACCUGCACAGCAGCUACCGCAGUGUACCCGAGCUGCCCACCAUCCCCGAGUGCUGUUGGGAUGAGUGUGAGAGUGAGGACUCCUGCGAGGACAUGAUGAGUUCGGGCGAGGACUCCCUCAGCAGCUCACUGGGCAGCGAUGGCGAAGGGCCGUUCUUUCCAGCGCACCUCCGCCAAUACCUCGACGCCUGAUGCCUCCGCCGUACGUCACUGUGCCUCGCCCCACCCCAAAAAUUUUACUUUUAAUUUAUUGUCUAAUUCGCUCCGGUGCUAGAAGUGAAUGAAUUGCACAACAACUGGCAGCUGAGCAGACAGGAGUUUCUAGAUUUUUUUGUUAGAUGUGUUGGUGGUACAAGGUACAUUCCAAGAUACACAAUUGGUAGAAGACACUCUGGUUGGGGUGCAAGAACUGCACCAGAUCAGAGGGGGAAAAAACAUGGCCUGGUUGUUGUCAAGAACUUAAAUUUACCAAAAUGUGGCAUGUAUUGAAAGUGUUGACUGUUAUUAAUAAAAGAUGAGUCGGUUUACUGAUCCACACAAGUUGAGGGCAGCUGCAAUUAUAAGUAUCAGGACUUGAUUUAGUUGCGUUUCAAAUCCCCCCCCCCCCAUUACUUUAGAUUUCGAUACAAAAAAAUUAUAAUUUAGUCCAAAUUCUAACAAGUACUGACACGUUGACUGAAAAUACACUGAUAGCAAUAAAGGUAGAAAAUAAUGAAAUGUGACCAUUUAGUUGCAAAUAAAUGUCCAGAUUUGACAGAAUAUUUUGACUGCAACUGCCCUCACCUUCCAACUUUAUUUUGCACAGUUUAUUUUUGUAGUUUGUGUGUUGUAAGCAGUAUGUCUUUGGGGAAAACAGACGUGUGACAAAUGUUUUUUUUUUUUUUUUUUUUAAUUAUUAUUCAAUAUUUUUGUUGAAACUCUCCUGAGGCCAUUUGCUCAAAGUUGAGCAAGCAGCACUGACUCUCCCUGGAGGGUCAAAAACACUGUUAACUAAUUUAGUGACCCUGUAAUUUGUGAUGAUGUUCAUGUUUGUUUGACCCUGAGUUUGAAGUUGCCAGUUUCGGGAUGUAGCUUAAAAAAAAUGUUUUUAAUAUUGUCCAAGAGGAAUGUGUGGAACAAACUAAUGCUGAGUUAAAAGUUGUUAAAAAAAAAAAAAAAAGUACAAAAAUGUAAAAUUGUAAAUGAUGUACAAAAAAAAAAUCUGUUUAUAGUUCCUUGUAGAUAUUACGUUAAUUUAUUUUGUCACAUGUACUGAAAAAAAACAUCUUAUAAAAAAAAAAGAAAAAAAAAAAGGUUAUUUUUAAACUCUCGUUGGGUUUUCUCCAUGUCUGACCUACAGCGAACCAGCAGGUUGGCUCAUUAACAAAAUAAAGAAAGACACACUGUAGAUGACUGCACUUCCACAGCAGAGUUAUUCAUUUCAUUUUCAUAGGCAGGUUACAAUGUGCAAAGUGUUGCGCUGCUUUGACUGGAUGUGUGGAGGAGGAACAGAACGUGCACAGGAGACACUGAUAUUUUAACCAGGUUUAUGCUGCAGGAUGUUUUUCAACGCCAUUUUAGCAACACGACUGGCCAUCAGGUCAACACAAUGGAGCUGCAACUACAGGUGUAAUGAUUAACAAAUUGAUCAAAUUAAUCUACUUUCUAUCAUUUGAAAUAUUUGGAUAAACAAAUUUCGGGACCAUGUUUAACUCAAAAUUGUCAAUCCUUGGAAAUUCUGCCUCUCAACAGUAAAUAUUCUCAGACUUUCUGUAGUCCUAUGGAACUAGACUGAUUAUCUGUAUUUAAUCAAAAGACAUUUGCAAACAUCUUUUACUUUGGAAAACAAUCAACAAUUUUGCUUAUUUUCUGACAUUACGGAUCAAACUGAAUCAUAAUGGAUUUGUUUUUUCCAUUAUCUGCACUGUCAAUUUGAAAUGUCGUUUUUUGAUAAAAGGAUGGAAUAAAUGUUUUUAAUCAGAUUAAUCGAUUAUUAUAACAAUUGCUACUUGCAGCUCUAGUUGCAAGAGAAGCCGAAUCAGUAACUGAUGUUCCUAACCAACUAUACAGAUUUGUGAAAACAUGACUAAAAACCCAAUAAAGUGUCUACAAUCAUGAUCAGUAUGAGAAGAAAAACUUGUUGCGAUGUAAAAUUAGUACCCAGAAUAAACUUAAGUAGCACCCGCCGCCCGUCUUAACUGGGUUUGCAGCCUUGUAACUAUAAAAAAGACCCCCCUCCCUGCAGAUGAGAAUUUAUGCAGAAGGUAACAAAAUCGCUUUGAAUCUGUUGAACUGACUGAACUAUCUGAUGAAAUCGUUACUUAAAAUAGGCAGAAGAAACUGUUAACACUUUUCUCUUUAAAAUGUGUAUUGACAAA